CUGCGCAUUAGCGGCGCGAUUAGCUCGGCGGCCGUGGCGAGCUGGGGGCUGCGCCCAGGUGCAGCCCGGCGGGGCGGCACGUUCCCUUCGCGGAGGCAGCGCGCUAGAGCCGGGCGGCGGGAGAGCGCGCGGGAGGCCAGCCGGGGAGGAGCUGGCUGGAGAGGAGGUGGAGGAGCGGGGAGGGCCGAGGGAGGCUGCUGCGCUCCCAGGGACAGCUGAGGUCCCCGCACACUCGCCCAGCGCCGCUCUCCGGCUCUGCCCUUUGGUGGCACCGCGCUGGGGGGGGGGGGGAGCCCAAACCCCGCAGCCGUGGCGGAACUGCGAAGGGGACGGAGCUGGGCAGCGCCGCUGCGGGCGCAUUUGACCACGAGGCUCCCCCAGGAGCUCCCCUGUCCACCCCGCUCCGCAAAUCCCCGAGGCGGGUGCCUGCGGGGGUGAGCCAGCCCCGGCCGGCCGCAGCGCGGGAGCCCCCACCGCGCACGAGGCGCUGACCCGGGGAGCAGCAGAGGCGAGAUGCCAUCCAGCCUCCGGGCACCGGAAAGUUUCGCAGCUCCGUGAGCGCGGCGGCAAACUGCCCCCACCUCCGCCCCCUUCUUCUGGCUGGGCGCCUGGGGCCCGCAGCGCAGCGCAGCUCCCGCGGGGCCUCCGCAGCUGCACGGCCUGGGGGGGUCUCUGGGGGCGAGGUGCGGGACCCGUGUGCAGGACAAGGGCGCUGUUUGUUCUCCUCCACCCUCCCCGGCUGUCGCUGGGGGGAGUGUGGGGGGUGGGAAGCCGCAGCAGCCAUGGAGCCCGAGGCGAUUGCGAUCCUCUUCCUGAACCAGAGCGAACCCCCCUGGGGGGAAUUCAACCUCUCGGGGCUCUCGGAGGAGGAGCAGGACACCAAGCCCCUCUUCGGCAUCGGCAUCGAGAACUUCCUCACCCUGAUCGUCUUCGGCGUGAUCUUCGCCUUGGGGGUGCUGGGCAACUCGCUGGUGAUCACGGUGCUGGCCAGGAGCAAGCCGGGCAAGCCCCGCAGCACCACCAACAUCUUCAUCCUCAACCUGAGCAUCGCCGACCUGGCCUACCUGCUCUUCUGCAUCCCCUUCCAGUCCACGGUCUACGUGCUGCCCACCUGGGUGCUGGGCGCCUUCAUCUGCAAGUUCAUCCACUACUUCUUCACCGUCUCCAUGCUGGUCAGCAUCUUCACCCUCUCCGCCAUGUCGGUGGACCGCUAUGUGGCCAUCGUGCACUCCCGCCGCGCCUCCGUCCUGCGGGUCUCCCGCAACGCGCUGCUGGGCGUGGGGCUCAUCUGGGCGCUCUCCAUCGCCAUGGCCUCGCCCGUCGCGCACCACCAGCGCCUCUUCCACCGGGACGCCAGCAACCAGACCUUCUGCUGGGAGCAGUGGCCCAACCCCCGGCACAAGAAGGUCUACGUGGUCUGCACCUUCGUCUUCGGCUACCUGCUGCCGCUGCUGCUCAUCUCCUUCUGCUACGCCAAGGUCCUUAAUCAUCUGCAUAAAAAGUUGAGAAACAUGUCAAAGAAGUCAGAAGCAUCCAAGAAAAAGACAGCUCAGACUGUGCUAGUGGUGGUGGUGGUUUUUGGCAUAUCUUGGCUGCCACAUCAUGUGAUCCACCUCUGGGCUGAAUUUGGAGUUUUCCCACUGACUCAAGCGUCAUUUCUCUUCAGAGUAACAGCACACUGCCUGGCUUACAGCAAUUCUUCUGUAAAUCCUAUUAUAUAUGCAUUUCUCUCUGAAAAUUUUAGGAAGGCCUACAAACAAGUCUUCAAAUGCCAGAUAGGUAACGAAUCACCUCUGAAUGAUGUUAAAGAAAGUAGAAGUCGGAUAGAUACAGCACCGUCUACAAAUUGUACUCAUGUGUGAGCAACAAUUAAAAAAAAAAUCCUGUCAUGUUGGGUUUUCUAGACUUCUAGAAAAAGCACAAUGAGCUCCCAAAAAGAGCUGCAGCUUCAGCUUUAGCUUAAUAACUGGUAGAAUUAAAAAAAUCAAUUUCCUUACAUUUAUCAGAUAACUGUGGCCAUUCUUAAUAUUAGACAUCUUUGUCUAGCGUGGUUCAAAUGAAGAUCUGUCCUUUGAAAGAUGUUCCAGAAAAAGUGGGUAAUGGUUUGUCAGUACUAGCCCUCUUAUUCAUUUAGUAGGAAAGCUAAUAACUUGCUAUUUAUAAAUAUUAAAGUACAGCAUAUUCCAAUUGCACCUAUAACACAAAUAUGUUAACAUAGAAUGCAAGUGUACAAUUCCUAAUUCAGUUCUAUAACGUCAUACUUUAUUCUAUAAAUUGUGUGUAUGUGUGUGUGUGUGGGGGGGAGAAAUGAGCUCUCACUUCAAAGAUAGGUAAUUAAUGGUGCAGUACUAUGAUUUCAAAAGAAGUGGUUAGAUUCCAAAGAUAAUUAAAACUUCAGUCAUCUCUUCAAGGUUGGUUCUGACAAUGGUUUUGUUUGUUUUUAAGCAAAUGUUGAGCAGAAAUAAUUUUCAUAUGCUGAAAUAAUUACUUAGAGAAGAAAUGCUAAACUAACUAUGUAACUGUAGAAUUUACACCAGGUUAUUGAGGCACUGAGGUUGUACUUUGUGUGCCUUGCCUGGCUGCAUAUACAAAACAAUGGUUACACCUUUAUAAAAUUUUGCUUAAGGCACUCACAUAGCAGUGGCAUAACAUAGGUUGAUGUAGUUGAAGUGGGAAGGGUUUGUUUCAGGUCUCUCUAUAUAUGCCGUUUCUAGUUAUUGAUAUAUAUCUAAAUACAUUAGCUUAAACAUUAAGUUAUGGAUAUGUUCAUACACACACACAGUGUUAUUCUUUGAAGGAAGCUUUAAAUGGGGGUUGAAAUUGUUGACAUUAGCAUUCCAACAGUUCUAUUAGUGUCUUAAUAUCAGACAGCUUAAUAGUUUUCAGUUGGAAAAAAUACAAUUAGUAUUUUUAAAACAAAUUAAAUGGUCCAAUCCUGUGGACAUUUAACUAACAUGAGUAGUUCCACUGACUUUAUUUGAGAUUCUCAGCUAGUGUAAAGUGGUGUACCUCCAUUGUCCUUAAUACAGAUACAUCAGUGUAUACCAGCUGACAUUCUGACCUUCUAAGUUUAAACUUGAUCCAGCUCUCACGGAAAUCAAUGAGGGUAUUUCCAUUGAUGUUAGUAGGAGUUGGGUUGGAUCCAUAUUACGUGCAUGAUUUUUUACAUUUUUCUCCAGUUAAUGAUGUGCCACAUUCCUCUUCUUCCUGAGGCUUAAUGUUUACAACAGGGCAGGUGUAGUAUCUUUUUGUGCGUAGUGGAAGAUGGCUGUGACAAAGUCAGUGAAAUUCCAAGCUAGAGGGUAUGGCUUAAUUCACACAAAAAUGUCUGCAUUUACACACUAAUUCAUGCACUCAGACAUAGUAGAGAAAUCAUCUUCCCAGAAAAUAGUACUGCAUAUAUAGAACUUUUGUUUAUUUAUUCACUUUUUCCUGUAUGUGAAUGGCUUACUUUGUUACAUAUCCGAGUGAGUACACAUGAAAUGGCAUAGAGUUAUUGUCCCACAUGCAAAGUGCAUUAUCAGAGUCAAAUUAAUUAGUAGGCAGCAGGUUUAAAACAAACAAAAGGAAGUAUUUUUUCAUACAAUGCACAGUCAGCCUGUGGAACUCCUUGCCAGAGGAUGUUAUGAAGGCCAAGACUAAAACAGAAUUCAAAAAAGAACUAGAUAAAUUAAUGGAGGAUAGGUCCAUCAAUGGCUGUUAGCCAGGAUGGACAGGGAUGGUGUCCCUAACCUCUGUUUGCCAGAAGCUGGGAAUGGGCGACAAGAAAUGGAUCACUUGAUGAUUACCUGUUCUGUUCAUUCCCUCUGGGGCACCUGGCAUUGGCCACUGUCAGAAGGCAGGAUACUGGGCUAGAUGGACCUUUGGUCUGACCCAGUAUGGCUGUUCUUAUGUUCCUAAAAUAGAAAAUGCUGAAUGUAGUUUGGGAGACAGCUCCUUCAGGGGCUAGUCUAAGACUGUGGACUGAAUUUCCAUAGGAACUAGGGGCAGCCGAAAACCUCACCACCUACUGCAUGGCAUGCAUCGUUGACCUGCCUUCUCUAACAUGGUAUACACAGCAACAUAUAUACAUAAAUGGAAUAUAUAUUUUUAAAAACCCACCAAAAGACUCCACCGCAAACAUAAUUCUUCCUCUGGGGAGAGUAUGAGAGAGUGAACAAACAUCAUGUGACAGGUGUUAGUCACAUACUACUGGAAGGGGCUUGCAUACUAUGGUGAAGAGGGGUGGUAUAAGAACCCAUAGAGAAUAGAAUGGAGAGAUCUUGCAACAUUUCUAUAAAGAUAUAAAGUUAUUUUGAGCAGUGGUUCUGAGAGUCUGUAUUACAAAUUCUGUGAUUGGCACAUUUUCACAGGACUGCACUGUAAUUAAAAAAUACAAAAUCUGGCAAAAGAAGGGAAUGUAAAUUCAUGCUAUCUAUGGGCACUCUUAAUUUAUAUUUUUGCAUAAUUUAUUUGCUUUUUUUCCCCACUGAAAAAAUAAAAUGACUGUUUAGACAGAACUACAGCUACAUUUGUUAACAACCUACAUCAAGAUAAAGAACCCUUUAUUGUAUUCAGGCUUUGUCACACUCACUACCGUAAUUAUAGAGCACUUCCAGCAUUUGGAGUGCUCUAUACCUCCAUACCUCUGCUUGGAAGUACCUGCUUUCAGUUUUUAAAGGCACUGCUUCUGGCAUUUUUAAUUUAUGAGUUUAAAAGUAAAAUAAAUACAUAAACUCAGUUAAGAUAUCUAAUUUGAUAUUUUAUUUGGAAAAAGCUUCCUUGUAAUGUUAAUCAUUUUAAAUUUUGUUGAUUAUUGGUCCAUAGUGGAUCAAUGAGUUUGAGCAUUUUGUGGAGGAAACCCUCCCUCACCUUCUUCCCAACAACAAAUGAAACAUCAAUUAGGCCCUGUGGCAUGGUACCUGGGCACUAAACUUCACUGCAGCUUCCCCUUCACCUUGCAAAAGCACUCAGGCCCACUGAAGUCAAGAUCAGACCCUAGAAGAAAGCUGCUUCAGAAAUGCAGGGUGGGGUGGGGUGGGGGUGGGAAGAAUGCCUUUGGGAAUGUGAAACUCCACCUCCAGAGUCACAGGGCUGGGCUGAACCCCAAGUUGUGGAGUAUUUGUGUUUGACUUUCUAAUUAGGCCAAAGUAGGGUUGCCAACUUUCUAAUCACACAAAACCAAACACCCUGUUUAGGCUGUUUCACACUGACUGUCUCUCAAAAAGUUUAGAAUUAAAGUGCCCAUUUAAUAUAUUCAAAACAUAACUUUAAUGUGAUACAUUGUUUUAGUACUAGGAGCUAUUCAAGUCCCCUUUAAAAUUGAAUAAGGACAAGAUCAUGCUUUCCAUAUUUGUCUCUGCAGAGUGGAUGGAAGGAUAGGAAAGUCCACUUCACAGGCCUUUAUUUUGUCAGUGAGAAAGAGGUUGAGGCAAAAUGGCAUAUGGCGAGGUAAAAGCUGUGCAGCUUCUCCUGCUCACAUGAGAGUGGGUCCUUCCUGCAGAAUUCCAAAGUCUCUAGGAAGAGGCUCACUCUUGCAGAUCUCACAUGGAAGGGAGGCUGCUGAUGGUUUCUUGCCAAAUAUUUUCACAUUAUGGAAUUUCUUUUUUCUCUUUUUCUCUUUAAAAAAUAACCUGAAAUUUCAUUAGAAAACUCUGCACUAAGAGAACUUUAAUGUUGCACAAAUAAGCAUUCAAUUUAAUAAUUUCUGAUUGUUUUAGGGUUUCUCAUUCAACCUUAGGUCUGCAAAUUUGAGUGUAUGCCUUAUUAAACCAGGAUUUAUUUACGUGAUCACAUACUCUCUAAAGUAAUACAAUGCGUCAUAAAUUGUUCUACAUGUUAGGUACACAUCUGUAGCAUCUUGUAAAACUACUACAGAAAUGCCAAACAAUCCAUAAAUCAUUUAUCUGAAAAUCAGAAAGUAAACUAUUCUUAAAUAAUCAUACUACACAAUAAGUGCAACUGCACUACAUUAUAAUAAAAUCUUGCUGGCAUAUCAGUGUCACCUACAUAUUCAGCUACAUUAGCUUCACAGGCAAUUGCUUCAUCUCCUGAAUUGCACCUGAGGAAUGCAGUCACCUUUUGGUUAAGAAAGUGGAUAAUACAUGGCUGCCGAUAAAUUAUUAAAAUACAUACUUAUAUUAAAAGUCUAAGUCGAUACAAACAUACUGGACCAUUGAGAGUGAAAAUAGUGUAAAUAUUCAAGAAAGAAAUAUGAGAAAAUGCUGUAUCUGUUUAUCUCAAGGAAGAGAAAAAAUGGAAAAUUAUAAUGGAUUAUUUGAGAAAUAAUGUGAGAAGGUAAACAGCAACUGCAUUGGAAUGCAUAUGCAAAAGAGGACAGAGUCAGGCUGGUGUGGGAGUCACCCUUAACAUUGCUAUUUCCUGACUUUUGAGUGCUUAACUGUGCCAUUUCAACAUUCUCUUAAUAUAGGGGUUUUUAUUAUGGAAUAUAUUGUGGCUUUGGUAGAUGAGUCAUUUUCAACACAUUAAAAGUGGUUUUCAAACUAUAAACUAGCUUAAUAAAACAGCUUACUUUUUUGGCAAGAUAAAACAUUUGAGUGAAGUGUUAAAACUCAUGGUCCUUCAAAUUUCGAUAGUCAGUGAUUUUGAACUUGUGCAUGUCUUUCCUAACUUUUGAAGCUUAUGGCACUCAUUUUUGUAAAAGAACAUUACUAUCUCCAAGAGAUAAGCACCAGGUGGACUGUGUUUUAAAAUGUUACAAAAAAGCAAUUUUGUUUUGAAUGCAUAAAUUGUGUGGACAGUGGAGAAAAUCUAUGUACAGUGAUAAUGCUAUGAAUGUGAUUAUUUUAGACUGCAUUAUGUUCGUGGCUGCUACAUACUUUGGUCUAUUUAUAUUGUGCCUAACAAUAGUUAUACAUUUUCAGAUAAGAGCAAAGAACUUCUAGUUUAGAGUAUUUGUACUAGUAUUGUGAAUUCAUUACAUACACAAAUUGUGAAAGAGCAGAUAAUUUAAUCUGUAUUUGUGUCAGUGUAUAGUUGACUUAAAGUACCAUGCAGCUGUUCUAAAUGAUAUCUGUAUUCUGCCUUAAUUUUAAAUACAUCUGUACGAUUUAUGUUUCUGCACAUAAUUGUAAUAUUAAAACAGUUUUAGUGUGUUUGUAUAACAA
This is a messenger RNA of Chelonia mydas (Green sea turtle), 7106 nucleotides long. It is a transcript of the gene GALR1, whose product is annotated as galanin receptor 1. Gene Ontology annotation, molecular function: galanin receptor activity. The record is from RefSeq and is a predicted model, not a curated record. Gene Ontology annotation, biological process: negative regulation of adenylate cyclase activity; neuropeptide signaling pathway; positive regulation of cytosolic calcium ion concentration. Lineage: Eukaryota; Metazoa; Chordata; Testudines; Cheloniidae. The transcript has 3 exons. The coding region runs from base 783 to 1862 and encodes 359 amino acids. Gene Ontology annotation, cellular component: membrane.